AUGUCUUCCUUUAAGUCCUAUGGAAAAGUUAAUGAACUUGAUCAAAUGAUGCUAGAAGCAAAGCGAAAAACCCGAAAGAGAAUCACAAUCAUAAGCUUAUCUUCAAUAAUCUUAGUUACUAUUGUAAUUGCAUCAGUAUUUGGAGUUGUUAGCAACAAAAACAACUCGAAAAACGAUGAUAACAAUAACGCGUCACAAAAUACCGUGACGAAUUCUAUGAAAGCUGUUUGUGAUGUGACAUUGUACAAGGAUUCAUGUUAUGACAGCCUUAGUUCUGUUGUGAACUCAUCAGGGAAAGAUAUUCAACCUGAGGAGUUGUUUAAGUUGUCAAUCAAUGUGGCUUUGACUUAUGUGUCUAAAGCUGUUGAGUAUUUCAAUGAGCAUGGUGUUUUCGAAAAGUUGAUGGGUGAUAAUGAUAGUAGAAGUAAGGAAGCUUUGAGAAAUUGUAAGGAUCUUUUCGAACUUGCUGUUGAUCAUUUGAAUAACUCGUUGAUUAUGUCAGAAGAAAAUUCUUCAGUUCUUCGAGUUUUUGAUGAUCUUCAAACAUGGUUAAGCGCCGCAGGAACAUACCAAGAAACAUGCAUUGAAGGUUUUGAGGAUGGAAAAGAAGAGCUUAAGACUUGUGUUACAAGCUAUCUUAAAAAUUCGACAGAGUACACGAGCAAUAGUCUUGCGAUAAUUACAUGGAUUAACAAGGUUGCGAGCACUCUAAAUUUGAGGCGUUUACUAAGUUUACCUAACGAAAACGAGCCACCGAAAUGGUUUCAUGCAAAAGAUAGGAAGCUGCUUGUUACAAAGGAUUUGAGAUCAAAAGCUGAUAUUGUUGUUGCUAAAGAUGGUAGUGGAAAAUAUAGGACUAUAUCUGAUGCACUUAAACAUGUUCCUAAUAAGAGUAAGAAGAGGAUUGUGAUUUAUGUGAAGAAAGGGAUUUACUAUGAAAAUGUGAGAGUUGAGAAAACAAAAUGGAAUGUUAUGAUUAUUGGUGAUGGUAUGACUUCUUCAGUUGUUUCUGGUAGGCUUAACUUUGUAGAUGGUACGCCGACUUUUUCAUCUGCAACAUUUGCUGUGUUUGGGAAGAAUUUUAUAGCUAGAGACAUGGGUUUUCGCAACACGGCCGGUCCACAGAAGCAUCAAGCAGUGGCACUAAUGACAAGUGCUGAUCAAGCAGUUUACUAUAAGUGUCACAUUGAUGCAUAUCAAGACACUCUUUACGCUCAUUCGAAUCGCCAAUUCUAUAGAGAAUGCAACAUUUACGGAACAGUCGAUUUCAUUUUCGGAAACUCAGCAGUUGUGAUACAAAACUGCAACAUUAGGCCAAAGUUACCUAUGCAUGGGCAACAGAUCACAAUCACAGCACAGGGUAAAACUGACCCUAACAUGAACACAGGUAUAUCAAUUCAAUAUUGCAACAUUUCGCCUUUCGGAAACUUGAGUGAUGUUCAGACGUACCUCGGAAGACCGUGGAAGAAUUACUCGACAACGGUAUACAUGAGAUCGAGAAUGGAAGGUUUUGUUAGUCCAAAUGGUUGGUUACCUUGGGUUGGAAACUCGGCGCCAGAUACUAUUUUUUAUGCAGAAUUUCAAAAUGUUGGAGCAGGUUCUUCAACAAAGAAUAGAGUGAAAUGGAAGGGUUUGAAAAAUAUUAGUAUUAAAGAAGCUAGUAAGUUUUCUGUUAAGAGUUUUAUUCAAGGUGAUAGAUGGAUUCCUGCUUCAAAUGCAUCUUUUAAGUCUAACAUAUGA
Molecule: messenger RNA, 1740 nt
Organism: Vicia faba (fava bean)
Lineage: Eukaryota; Viridiplantae; Streptophyta; Magnoliopsida; Fabales; Fabaceae
Source: the annotation of a GenBank genome assembly